Messenger RNA from Oryzias latipes (Japanese medaka), 987 nucleotides. RefSeq names its product lens intrinsic membrane protein 2.5 (gene lim2.5). Lineage: Eukaryota; Metazoa; Chordata; Actinopteri; Beloniformes; Adrianichthyidae. Gene Ontology annotation, molecular function: structural constituent of eye lens. The record is from RefSeq and is a predicted model, not a curated record. Gene Ontology annotation, cellular component: plasma membrane.
CUGGUAGAACAACAGCCAAGAGCUGUGGGGAAGCGGCCUCACACCCCAGACCAUGCACUGUCGUCUGUCCCACAGAGACCACCCCCUUCCCUCCUCGUCCCUGACUCCCCAAAAACACUCCCAUUGUUUUUAAGUGGAUCACGUGGGCUUAUGCUCUUCAGCUCAAGUGCAUUUGUUAUGUGGUGAUUGUUUAAAGGAUUUUGCCUCCAUCAACAGAAAAGUGGAGAGGAUAACCUUUUGGAAUUCAGCCUAGGGUUUUCUCUUUGACGUUUUGCUCGCUCCGGGCUCUUGCACUUUCUCUCACUUUCCCUGGGGAAAGGCUGAAACUUAAGAGAUUUAUCCUGAAGAAUUCAGUCCAAACAAACUUAACUGGCCUCAUAGUGACACCAUGUACAGCUUUAUGGGAGGGGGCCUGUUCUGUGCCAUUGUGGGGAACAUCUUGCUGGUGGUCUCCACAGCUACAGACUACUGGAUGCAAUACCGUCUGUCUGGCAGCUUUGCCCAUCAGGGUCUGUGGAGAUACUGCAUGUCUGGGAAGUGCUACAUGCAGAAUGACAGCAUUGCCUACUGGAAUGCCACUCGUGCCUUUAUGAUCCUGUCUGCCAUGUCUUGCUUCGCUGGCAUCAUUGCAGGAAUCCUCUCCUUCGCUCACUUCUCUGCUUUUGAGCGGUUCAAUCGCUCGUUCGCUGCAGGGAUCAUGUUUUUUGUUUCAACUCUCUUUGUGUUGCUUGCAAUGGCCAUUUACACGGGAGUGACCGUCAACUUCCUGGGCAAGCGUUUUGGAGACUGGCGUUUCUCCUGGUCGUACAUACUAGGCUGGGUGGCACUACUCAUGACCUUUUUUGCAGGUAUUUUCUACAUGUGCGCCUACAGAAUGCAUGAGUGCAGAAGAGUGGCAGGCCCACGCUAAACGGAAGUACAUAACAUUAAAAAAAAAAUCUAAUUAUACCAGCAUAAUAAAAAAAACAUGGAAAUAUGUAAAUUUAA